Molecule: messenger RNA, 4049 nt
Organism: Abrus precatorius (Indian licorice)
Lineage: Eukaryota; Viridiplantae; Streptophyta; Magnoliopsida; Fabales; Fabaceae
Product: ATP-dependent zinc metalloprotease FTSH 9, chloroplastic-like
Exons: 13
Coding region: 457-2904 (815 amino acids)
Biological process (GO): proteolysis
Cellular component (GO): chloroplast thylakoid; membrane
Molecular function (GO): metalloendopeptidase activity; ATP binding; ATP-dependent peptidase activity
Source: RefSeq, a predicted model, not a curated record
CAAUUUUUAUAAAAUGUUAAAAUAUUUUAGCACGCAUAUCAUCUUGUGACGACCCAACACGUGUGAAGUCCACAACCUACCCAAAACAUACUCCGGUACAUAGCACCGCAGCAAAUCCCUCCCCCCCACACAACCAGUACCACAAACUAACCAAACAAUCAAAUCAUCAGAAAACACAAACAAUUUUUAUUUUUAUUUUUUUAAAAAACACAACACGUCAAUAUCAACGGUUGAGAUCUUGUGCCCUUCUGAAUCGAACGGCCACCAUUUCCUGUCGGAUCACCUUGUCUCUUCCUCAUUCUCUCUUCCUUCUUCUGCUACCAUUGGCACUCAGAAACCAGAAAAAAUUAUCUACGAACCUCACCCACAUAUAUUCACACUCGCACAUGAACGCAAACGCGAAGAAGAUAUUCGAACUUUUGAUUUUCACGUUUUGGGUCUCUCUCUAAUUUUCCAAUGUCAGCGUUGGAGUAUUUAUCUCCCUUAACAUACACCAAAAUCUAUCUCAAUUCUGACUCCACCAAAUCCAAUUUCCACCGCUGGCGAAAACCCUCCACGCCGUUUCGCCAAAACGCGUGUCGUUUUGUCCCCAAUUCGGUGCCCGUUAGGGUUCCGAGCUUAUGGAGGGACUCGGGAAGGUUCGAUUUGUGGGGAGGGUUGAGAUUGAAGAGGAUUCACGGUGGCGCCACCAGGGCUAGUGGCGGGCAAGAAAGCGAUUCCGGCGAGAAGAGCGGGGAGGGUCAAGGAGUGGAUAAGGGUUCGAGCGGGUCGGGUUCGAACCGGAGGAGGGAGAAACAAGGGAAGGGUUGGUGGUGGUGGUGGUUAGGUUCGAAGGGUAGGAAGUGGCGGUGGCAACCCAUUGUGCAGGCUCAGGAGGUUGGGGUUUUGCUUUUGCAGUUGGGGAUUGUGGUUUUUGUUAUGCGGUUGCUUAGGCCUGGGAUUCCCUUACCUGGCUCCGAGCCAAGGGCUUCAACCUCUUUUGUUAGUGUUCCUUAUAGUGAGUUUUUGAGUAAGAUAAAUAGUGAUCAGGUGCAGAAGGUGGAGGUUGAUGGGGUCCACAUCAUGUUCAAGUUGAAGUCUGACGUGGAUGCUGGUGAAGUUGCUCCUUCUCCUUCUCCUCCUCCUUCUUCUUCUUCUUCUUCUAAGUUGCAGCAGGAAUCAGAGUCUUUGGUUAAGAGUGUUGCUCCUACCAAGAGGAUUGUGUACACUACUACGAGGCCUAGUGAUAUAAGAACACCUUAUGAGAAGAUGAUGGAAAAUGAGGUGGAGUUUGGGUCACCGGAUAAGAGGUCUGGUGGAUUCCUCAACUCUGCUUUGAUAGCGUUGUUUUAUUGUGCUGUGCUCGCAGGGCUUCUCCAUCGUUUCCCUGUUAGCUUUUCUCAGCAUACAGCCGGUCAGAUUAGGAAUCGCAAAUCAGGAACGUCUGCUGGUACAAAGUCAUCUGAACAAGGUGAAACGAUCACUUUUGCUGAUGUUGCUGGUGUUGAUGAGGCUAAAGAGGAGCUAGAAGAGAUUGUGGAAUUUCUUCGAAAUCCAGACAGAUAUAUACGACUUGGAGCUCGUCCUCCCCGAGGCGUUCUCUUGGUGGGUCUUCCUGGGACAGGUAAGACUUUACUAGCAAAGGCUGUGGCAGGGGAAGCUGAUGUGCCAUUUAUAAGUUGUUCUGCUAGUGAGUUUGUAGAAUUGUAUGUUGGUAUGGGUGCUUCCCGUGUAAGAGAUCUCUUUGCAAGGGCAAAGAAAGAAGCGCCAUCAAUAAUAUUUAUUGAUGAGAUAGAUGCUGUGGCUAAAAGUCGUGAUGGUAAAUUUCGCAUUGUCAGCAAUGAUGAACGAGAACAAACCUUGAACCAGCUGCUCACUGAGAUGGAUGGGUUUGACAGCAGUUCUGCAGUAAUUGUUCUUGGAGCAACUAAUCGUGCAGACGUCUUAGACCCUGCACUCCGCCGACCAGGAAGAUUUGAUCGAGUUGUUGUGGUGGAAACACCCGACAGGAUUGGAAGAGAAGCUAUCCUAAAAGUUCAUGUUUCCAAGAAAGAACUUCCUUUAGCUAAAGACAUUAACCUUGGUGACAUUGCUUGUAUGACCACUGGUUUCACAGGGGCGGAUCUUGCAAACCUAGUAAAUGAGGCUGCUUUAUUGGCUGGAAGACAAAACAAAGUUGUCGUGGAGAAAAUUGAUUUCAUCCAAGCGGUGGAAAGAUCAAUAGCUGGCAUAGAAAAGAAGACUGCCAAGUUGAAAGGAAGUGAGAAGGCUGUAGUUGCACGGCAUGAAGCUGGUCAUGCUGUAGUGGGUACUGCAGUCGCAAAUCUUCUUCCUGGACAGCCACGCGUUGAGAAAUUAAGCAUAUUGCCGAGGUCAGGAGGGGCUUUGGGCUUUACUUACACUCCUCCAACAAAUGAGGACAGAUACUUGCUUUUCAUUGAUGAGUUGCGUGGACGCUUGGUUACCCUUCUUGGAGGACGUGCAGCAGAAGAAGUUGUUUAUUCUGGUCGAGUAUCAACAGGUGCACUUGAUGACAUACGGCGAGCAACUGACAUGGCAUACAAAGCUAUCGCUGAAUAUGGUCUUAAUCAGACAAUAGGCCCUGUGUCAAUUGCCACUCUUUCUAAUGGUGGAAUUGAUGAGUCUGGGGGAUCAGUUCCUUGGGGAAGGGAUCAGGGACACCUUGUUGAUCUUGUUCAGAGAGAGGUGAAAGCAUUGCUGCAGUCUGCACUGGAUGUAUCACUUUCCAUUGUGCGGGCUAAUCCUACUGUUCUGGAGGGUCUUGGUGCUCAUUUGGAAGAAAAAGAAAAAGUAGAGGGUGAAGAGCUACAGAAGUGGUUAAGAUUGGUGGUUGCACCAACAGAGCUUGCAAUCUUUAUAGAAGGCAAGCAAGCGUCUCUCCUCCCAUUGCAGACAGGUUCCUGAACAGUUGAGAGUUGUGUAUUAUGCUACCAAUGUCAAGUGGAUUCGAGGUAUGAUUUUUGAUGUCGUUUGACUAAAGCCAGUGAAGUUAUAUCUCAAAACAGCAUGAACUCACCCUUACAACACUGUAAAUUCCUGUAAGGUGAAUUUUGGCAUCAUUUUUAACACAGCCAGCCUGUUAUUUGUGUUAACUCAUAUUCACUCAUCCAAAGCCAUAGGGAAAAAAGAAAGAUGAAGAAAUGCAUACUAGUUCCUCUCACCAACUACAUAUAUACUGGUAAUUGCAUUUGUUGUAUAUUGAGUUAUUGACUAUUAUUUCAGUCAUGAUGUGACUGUUUGCAAAUGUAAUUGAUAUAUAGUUGUAUACAUUAUGAUUCUGUGGAAUAUAUAGAGCUCUGCUAUAUGUUACACCAAAAUAUUUAUCCAUAUUGUAAGUAAAAUGGAUAGUAAUGAAGAAUGAAGACCGAUUUCAAAUCCUCCCCAUCAAAGCAGGGCCAUCCAACAACUGCAAUUGUAUUGGGGCAACAUCUCUCAGAUAUGCUGUCAACUGAGUAAAAAUUUUGGGAUGGGUAAUAAUACCACGUGGGAUCUACCAUAUUGUAAGAGAGAUAACUUUAAGAAGAAUUUCUUCCCCCCUACCCCAUCUUGGGUAGAAAGACAAAGGGGAGGAAUUGACCCUAUAAUUUGUUGACUUUGCAUCAUUUUUUUUUGUUUUCUUUCAGAACUUCAUUAAGGUAAGCAGUGACAAGGAUAGACUCUUUCUAGUACUUUGUCUUAGGGUGAAUCAUUGAGAUUAAUUUGUAUUCAUAUAUAGUAGGAUGUUGUGAUAUUUUUUAAGGGAGAACGAAAAAUAUCUGGUGUUCCACGAAUGCAACUUUUUUGUACUUUACUGGAAAAGGAGGAAUAUAAAACUAACCUGCAAUGGGCUUGUGAUGGGCUUGUGGUGGACCAUUAUCCCAUGUGGCUCAAUUUUUUUGGAAAGUUCCGAUGUCAUGUUCAUAUCAUUUAAAUCAUUAUCUCAUAAUAUCCAUAAUCAUAGUACUGCUCAGAAGAGCUUAGACAAUCAAAACUGCAAGUGGAGAGAAAUAUUGGUGUACAGCUGCCUGGCCCUGGUGGCAUUAUGAAAAUUAUUGAAAACCUUUUCUUUG